AUGGCUAUCUCGUGUAGCAUGAAAAUACGGUUAGCAAUGACAGUUAUUGGAAUUUUCUCUGGUAUUUCAGCGGGACUUUGCUUUGCUAUUAUGUAUCAGAAUUGGAGUGCUACGACAAUGGCUUUUGUAAGUUCUUUAGCUGCUGCUCAACUCUUAGAAAUACAUCGAAAGCAUAUAAAAGGAAAUAUUUUGAUGUUAUCCAAUGGAAAAAUUAAUGCAAUUUUUGCUUUUAAUUGUAUUUUAUGUACGCUGUGUGUUGGAGGUGUUAUUAUGUGCCUUUGUUUGGCUGGAAUUUGGCACCAAACUUUAACUCAUGAAGGUUUAAUGCAUGAAAAUCUCUGGAUAACGGCAGUAUGGUUUUGGAUGACUAUGAAGUGGACAUUUGCAUCCGCUUGGUUUAUUCAUCAUUAUUCCUCAGAAGUAAUCUAUUUAUUGCCACAAAAUGACCAACAUUAA
Thelazia callipaeda (thelaziosis nematode) is the source of this 456-nucleotide messenger RNA. The record is from the annotation of a GenBank genome assembly. NCBI's taxonomy places the organism in Eukaryota, Metazoa, Nematoda, Chromadorea, Rhabditida, Thelaziidae.